Molecule: messenger RNA, 1089 nt
Organism: Talaromyces amestolkiae
Lineage: Eukaryota; Fungi; Ascomycota; Eurotiomycetes; Eurotiales; Trichocomaceae
Exons: 3
Coding region: 1-1089 (362 amino acids)
Cellular component (GO): membrane
Source: RefSeq, a predicted model, not a curated record
AUGGUGAAUCCAGCUAUUGCCGUUCCGGCCGUCAGCGCUCUGGUCUACCGGGCCUGGUCCCGCAAGACACUGACUCCUGCGGGGAUUCUGGCAGCCUUCCUCACUGCUGUUGUCCACGUUCUCCAUCCAUGGAUAGCGCCUUUCUUGCUUCUGGCAGUGUUCUAUCUUGCUGGUAGUCGAGCGACAAAGGUCAAACAUGACAUCAAAGCGCAGUUGACGUUAUCAGCCUCUGGAGCUGCGGGCGGCGAAGGCGCUCGUACGCAUAUACAAGUUUUCGCAAACUCGAUCGUGGCCACGGUCCUCAUCGCAUUACAUACCUACUUGAUCUGGAACCAGAGACGAUACUCGACAACCUGUUUUGCUCAGGGUGCGGACAUUGGCGACAUUCUGAUCGUGGGAAUCAUUGCAAACUACGCGGCCGUCGCAGCAGAUACAUUCUCCUCCGAACUCGGCAUUCUGUCCAAAACACCACCUCGUCUCAUCACCUCCCCAACCCUACGAGUAGUGCCUCCCGGUACCAAUGGCGGUGUCACCCUAGCCGGACUUUUAGCCGGUGUCCUCGGCGCGUUUCUCAUUGCCGUAACAUCGGUACUAUUCGUUCCUUUCUGUGCCGAAUCAUGGUCCCUCUUUGAACGGGGCCUGUUUGUCGUCGCGGUCACUGUAUGCGGCACACUGGGUAGUCUUCUCGACAGUCUCCUUGGCGGACUACUCCAAGCCAGUGUUGUCGAUAAGCGGAGCGGAAAAGUCGUCGAAGGAAGCGGUGGUCGCAAGGUCCUGAUUCAGCCUGGAUCAACUACAUCCUCUGUAGCAACAGGAAGUGACGCAAGGAAAUACAAUAGCGAUAUCCACGCGACGGAAUCAGUUGCCAACGCCGUCAGUAGCAGGGUAACACGCGGGGGCGGUACGUCUACGGAAACGGUCGGUGCAGAAGACGGGGCGCAUGGAAGUCGAAAGGUUGAGAGUGGUUAUGAUAUUCUCGACAAUAAUGCCGUGAAUGUCCUGAUGGCUGCCUUGAUGAGUGUGGGCGCGAUGGCUUUUGCAAGCUACUACUGGAACAUACCUUUGAACAUUGCGGAGGUUUUUGCAUGA